CAUUUCUUUUCUGCGCCGCCGACAAACAGAUUAUCGGAGAAACCUAACCCGGCGGAGGAAACCAUGCGUCGUCACUCAGCAAUCGCUCUCCGAAACUUAUUCUCCAGAAGCUCUCUACGAAUCUCUCAGAAUCUAAGCGCUACCUCUUCUCCAGCUAUUGUAAACUCGCUUGGCGAUGUCUCCGGUCGUAUCCGUUCUCCAUGUUCGACAUCCAAUCUCAUCAAAGCAUCAUUCGGUUCAAUGAUCCAGAGGAGAUUCAGCACCGCUGGCUCGCCGCCAGAUGUGAACAAGGUGGUGGACGAGAUCAAUCUGAAGUUUGCGGAGGCGCGUGAGGAGAUAGAAAUGGCGAUGGAUGCGAAGGAGACGGUUUACUUCAACGAGGAGGCGGAGUGCGCGAGAGCAGCCGUGGCGGAGGUUAUGGAGAUGUUCGAGGGUUUGCUCGGGAAGGUAACGGAGGAAGAGAAAUCGUCUUUGCAGCGAUCCAUGGGGUUGAAGAUGGAACAGCUCAAAGCUGAGCUUCAACAGCUUAACGAAUGAUCGAUUGAUUAUGAUCUUUGAUUAUGUGAAGAACGAAGAGGUUAGCAGAACAUUUCCUCUACGGUAUUAUUACCGAACCAUUGUUCUUGUCUUAUUCAAUAAAUGUACUCGUUACCGACCAGCUUCGUUGUGUGUUUUUUGAUCUUUACAUAGAUACACAUCUUCUGUUAAAGGAACAAGCUUUUUAAGAGGAA
Brassica oleracea var. oleracea is the source of this 731-nucleotide messenger RNA. RefSeq lists its product as uncharacterized. The record is from RefSeq and is a predicted model, not a curated record. The coding region runs from base 64 to 537 and encodes 157 amino acids. The transcript has a single exon. Lineage: Eukaryota; Viridiplantae; Streptophyta; Magnoliopsida; Brassicales; Brassicaceae.